GUCUGGGUGACCCCAAACUUUUGAACGGUAGUGUAUCUGUGAUGCAACUGUGGUGCUUUGUAAUACGUCGCAAAAUUCCUGUGAGAAGAGAGCAGUCAAACCGACACCACGACCACACUGAAACCCAGUUUUGGGGUUCAACUUGAUUUUGCGUGUUUACAUCAGGACUGAACAGCUGAGCCUUGACCUGCUCAAAUCUGCAUCCUUUGUUUGUGUCCUUCCUGUCGUCUUGCUUCCUACCCAAUAAAACUGGAAUUUGCAGCACAGAUUUGCAGCUCCUUCGCAAACGUUAGCUCAGAUGCAUGAUGCGUAUAAACAUACUCUUUAUCAUGACUUGAUGCUCCUCAAACAGCUCGAGCAGGAUGUACAGUAUUCUCCUGUGUCUACAUCUUGAUGGUUUUUAACACUGGUGCAAAGACUUAACGAACAUGGGCUUAUUGAACCACAUGCAGUAAUCUCCGAUGUCUUUUGACGCAUUCCAGCUCAUGCUUCUUAAUGAUUGAUUAAAGAAGUAUUUCUUUUAAUUAUACAUGGGUGAAACUUGCUUUGGUCAGGUCUUUGCUGCCAGGACUGAUUGAAAUUGCAGUGUCGAUGAUUAGCUCUGGGCAGCUGCCAGGAUCUGGAUGUGGAUUAUGUAUGAGCUCAAUGGAGGAUUGAUUGGUUUGGGAACAAUGAAAGGAUGAUCCUGUCACUGGCCGGAGGUGUGUGUGUGUGUGUAUAUGGGGCUGGAGGACGGGACUGAAGGUCAAGGUGAGACAGAUGUCCUAUCUUCUGCUCCAGAGUACACAACUCUGACACGGACCCAUCCCUUAUGAGAUAAGGCGCUCCAGAUUUAAAGACCCACAAUCCUCCAACAGACCCAUUUGCAACCUUGUGUUAGACAGAAGUCACCAUGCUGUUGACUUUGCUGACGGAUGUCGUCUUGGGUCUGUUGGCCCUCCAGAUUGUGGCUACUGAUCAGAUCACAGUUCCAGAUCCCUGCUCAGCCUACAUCAGUCUGAAUGAGCCUUGGAGGAAUACUGACUACCAUGUCAACAACUCGGCUGGUGUGCCCUUGUGUGACCGUCAUGUAGCCGGUGAGUGGUAUCGCUUCACUGGUAUGGCAGGUGAUGCCAUGCCUACCUUUUGCAUCGAGGAGAACCACUGUGGCACUCAUGCACCAAUCUGGCUCAACGGAACCCACCCAUUGCCCUCCGAUGGCAUUGUCUCGUUGCCUACAUGUGCAAGCUUCAACGAUGACUGCUGUCACUGGCGUGGGAUAGUGGAUGUGAAAGCUUGUCCCAGGGGAUACUAUGUAUAUCGUCUGCCACGCCCUUCAGUAUGCUUCCAUGUGUACUGUGGCCAUUUCUACGACAUCUGUGAUGAAGUGGCAUGCACUGGUCCAAACUGUCCACUGCAACUAGAGUGCCAUUGUCCUGCUGGGACUGUUCUAGGGCUGGACUCCCAGACUUGUCUUGACAUGAAUGAGUGUGAGAGUAGCAAUGGUGGAUGUGCUGAAAAAUGCGUGAACACCAAGGGCUCAUGGCGGUGUGAGUGUGGCCCAGGCCGAGUGCUGGAUGCCGAUGGGCGGACCUGCAAUGAGAUCGCAGGUUGCCACAACGUGAAUGGAGGCUGUAGCCAUGGCUGCUCAUCAGAGGAUGACUCGUAUUACUGUCAUUGUCCCAGAGGACUAACACUGGGGGAGGACAAGCGGAGCUGCCAGGUCCCUGUGCAGUGUGAUCCCAGCUCUAUUGAUGUGUCUGUUCCCAAAGACCUUGUGGGUGGCCUGGAGCUCUUUUUGUCAAAUUCCUCAUGUCGUGGAGUCUCUAAUGGCACUCACAUCAACCUUCAUUUCAGCCUGAAGACCUGUGGCACUGUGGUCAAGGUAAUUGAUGACAAAAUUAUCAGCACAAAUCUGGUCACCGGACUGCCAAAGUCAAGUCCGACCAGCAGCGAAGACCUAAUUAUACGUACCAGCAAGCUUUUGCUGCCCGUAACGUGUGAGUUCCCAGGUCAUUAUGACGUAUCAGACGGUUACCUUCCCAAUGCACGCAGUUCUGCACUGGAGCUGUCAGGACACAGUGAGGGCAUCUUCCCCUUCACACUGGAGCUGUUUAAGAGCGCGGAGUUCUCCGAGCCGUACAACAAUCCUCCUCAGCUGCGCUUACAUGAUGCGUUGUACUUUGGCGUGGAGCCACGUGAGCGUGUGGAGGGUCUUGCUGCACUUGUGGAGACCUGCUUCGCCACGCCUGGCCCCAAAGCUGACCAAGUCCUCAAAUAUUACCUCAUUAAAGAUGGCUGUAUUUCAGAUGAGACAGUACGCCAGCUCUCAGCUAAAGAUCAGCUCUCCAAACACUACCAGGUUCCGGUCUUCAAGUUCAUCGGCAGUGACAACAGGGAGGUGUACCUGCAUUGCCGUGUGUUAGUGUGCGGUGAGGGAGAGUCACGCUGCACACAGGGCUGUCGCAGACGUCUCAGGAGAGACCUCUGGACUGAACAGCACCAGGAAAAACGCACACUAACUGGAGGACCCGUUCUCAUUCUGCCAGAUCCGUAACACAUGCGUGCAUGCGCGCGCACACAUCUGCCGUCCACCACAAUAGUGGUCACUCAAAUAUAAUCAUACCAUGCUUAUUACACAGACCCCAUUAACCCCGUAUUUUCAUCUAUCAGCUGGAAACUAAAUGUUUUCUGCCAUUCUGAUACUCGGCGCAUCACUGCCCGCGCGCACACACAUCUCGGCCUCAGUUUAUCCACAUCGCUCAUAAAUGCACUGACAUCUCACUUGUAUAUCUGAGUCAGUGAUGCGCUCUCUCUUGCGUCAUCAUACAUUCAUCUUGCCGCCGAGUUAAUACAAGCAUGAAACAUGAGCACAUCCACUUUUUUAGCUCUUCCAGAAUAUUUAUCACUUUUAAUACAGAAUGUACAUUUAUGUCGAUUACAAGUGAUCAUGUCAGCAAAGUUCACAUACAGUUUUACUACGCAAGUACUUUGGCAUCAGAUUUUUUAUAUGAAUAUGCAUAAUAUAUAUAUUAUAAUAGUUAGUCAGGUAUUUGUUCAUGGAUUAAUAUUAUUUUGCUUAAAAUAAACACAUUUUGUAAUUUGUUGCAGCCUCCCCAAGUGUGUGAGUACAGUGUUAUAAAGUACAGCGCUACUGUGUUAAAACUCUAUGCUAAUGAGUUCUAUGCCCAUGUCACAGCUGACUGGGCCAAAAUAUCAGCGAAUGUUUUGACGUACCAUAUGCUGUAUUUCUAGUAGGGAUACAAUGCAAUGCUACUUUCUAUAUCUGUAUCUGUUUAGUGCUCCAAAUAUCCCUGUUAAUAUUCAGAUUUAAAGCCAAAGUGGGUGUGGCCUAAACUUAAAAAAAAAAAAAAGAUAUGCCCGUGUGUAACCAUAUUAAAUCAUUAUGGAAAAUUCCAAAGCUUAAAAUAUAAACACUGUUUAACAUGGUGUGUGAAUACUGGCUCUGACAGUUCCUCAACCUCAGCUACAUCAUUCCAGUCUCAGCUGGAGAUGUGCGUGGGACUGUUUAAUCCUGCUUGUGCCAGUAUGAUUUUGUUUGUUUUUGUACGUGCCUGUGAUAUGGUCAAAUUUCCCAUAAUAUGUAUAAACUAACCCUAGUCUAAUUUAAGCCACUGUGUUACAAAUGAUUAAGAAAUAAACACUGUCUUUGUUUGUCCCUCAAGCUUCA
This is a messenger RNA of Neoarius graeffei (lesser salmon catfish), 3670 nucleotides long. RefSeq names its product oncoprotein induced transcript 3 (gene oit3). The coding region runs from base 893 to 2536 and encodes 547 amino acids. Gene Ontology annotation, molecular function: calcium ion binding. The transcript has 9 exons. NCBI's taxonomy places the organism in Eukaryota, Metazoa, Chordata, Actinopteri, Siluriformes, Ariidae. The record is from RefSeq and is a predicted model, not a curated record.